Molecule: messenger RNA, 1167 nt
Organism: Phalaenopsis equestris
Lineage: Eukaryota; Viridiplantae; Streptophyta; Magnoliopsida; Asparagales; Orchidaceae
Product: zinc finger protein WIP3-like
Exons: 2
Coding region: 124-981 (285 amino acids)
Biological process (GO): regulation of gene expression; anatomical structure development
Cellular component (GO): nucleus
Molecular function (GO): DNA-binding transcription factor activity
Source: RefSeq, a predicted model, not a curated record
GCAUUUAUUUCCUCUCUUAAACUAUAGUAUGCAAGCCUUCACUUGUCGAAUCAUUCCCCUUCGUUUCCUUCCCAUUAAAACCUGACACUUCUAGUGCUCCUUCACAUUUUCUCCUAGAAGAUAAUGGGCCUGGGCAAAUAUUCCAGGGAAGAAGAAGCCUACAGUUUGAGUUUCAUCCAUCCUUCUCCUUUCUUUCAAUGGCUGAAUCCUUUGCCUGCCAAGCCAGACAAGAUCGAGUGUCUUCCUCUUCUCAGUAGACUUGAGGAGGCGAAGAAGAGCGCUAAGGAGGAGGAGGAGAAUGAAAGGGAGAGCGAUGAGAACUUGCCAGCCAUGGCUUUGAGCAUAGGAUUGCCUUUUUUCAAUGGAGAUUUUGAGGAGGAAAAGAUUGAUCAAGAGUGUAAAGGCGAGGAGGAGGAAAAGAGAAAUGAGUGCUUAGAACCGGGAGGAAAUGUUUUGGUGAGUCAGAACAGCCGGUUUUGGAUUCCUACACCAGCUCAGAUCCUUGUAGGAGCGCUGCAAUUCUCUUGCUCUGUUUGUCACAAGUCAUUUAAUAGGUAUAACAACAUGCAGAUGCACAUGUGGGGACAUGGAUCCGAGUACAGAAAAGGUCCAGAAUCUCUUAAAGGAACGCAGCCAUUAGCGAUGCUGAAGCUCCCCUGCUUUUGCUGCGUCCACGGCUGCAAGAACAACAUAACCCAUCCCCGAGCAAAGCCACUAAAAGAUUUCAGAACUCUGCAAACUCACUUCAAGAGGAAGCACGGUGUAAAGCCCUUCAUGUGCAGGAAAUGCAGAAAAUCAUUCGCUGUCAGGGGCGAUUGGAGGACACAUGAGAAGAACUGUGGGAAGCUCUGGUUCUGCUCUUGCGGAUCAGAUUUCAAGCACAAAAGAUCACUUAAUGAUCACAUUAGAUCAUUUGGAAAUGAUCAUUUCCAUUACAUUCCUUGCAGGAAUAUAAUUGAUGGACAGAACCUACCAGGCUGAAAUUAACUUACCAGUAAUACUGAUCUUAUAUAUAGUUCAUGUGCUAUAUAAGAAUUAAGAACAGAGGGAGCUGAAUUAAUGAAUUAGGAUAUGUAGAUUUUAUUAUUUUAGAACUUGUGUUCAGAAGCAAAAUGCUUCUUUUGGGGGUGAAGUGGUUUGUUUUCAGAGCACAGUACACCAUAAAGA